Arachis duranensis is the source of this 3580-nucleotide messenger RNA. RefSeq names its product MDIS1-interacting receptor like kinase 2-like. Bases 38 to 3268 code for a protein of 1076 amino acids. Gene Ontology annotation, cellular component: plasma membrane. Lineage: Eukaryota; Viridiplantae; Streptophyta; Magnoliopsida; Fabales; Fabaceae. Gene Ontology annotation, molecular function: ATP binding; protein binding; protein kinase activity. The transcript is spliced from 2 exons. The record is from RefSeq and is a predicted model, not a curated record. Gene Ontology annotation, biological process: protein phosphorylation; hormone-mediated signaling pathway.
UAUAUACACGAAUAUCUUUAGACCUUGAUUAAACACCAUGUCCUCAAAGAUUAAUAGUAAUUUCAUGAGGAUCAUUGUAGCAUGCAGGUGGAUUCUCUGGCUUGUACAAUUGGUUGCUUCUCAAGCCUCAAUUGAGGAAGCAAUAGCUCUCUUGAAGUGGAAAUCCAGCCUUGAGAACCAAAGCCAAGUUGUGUUGUCAUCUUGGAAGAACGGGACAAGUCCUUGCAGAUGGGGAGGAAUUCAAUGUGAUCAUUCCAAUUCCGUCGCAAUCAUGAAUCUUGAAAAUCUUGGACUCAAAGGUACACUCCACAGUCUCAGCUUCUCUUCAUUCCCCAACCUCCUCAGCAUAAACAUAUACAACAACUUUUUCCAUGGAACCAUUCCCCCACAGAUUAGUAACUUGUCAAGAGUUAAUCACUUGAACUUUUCUCAAAAUUCCUUUGAUGGUUCAAUCCCUAAAGAAAUGUGGACCUUGAAGAGUCUAGAGAGGCUUGAUCUUUCCUUGUGUCAUCUAAGCGGACAAGCAUUGGCCGCUUCCAUUUCAAAUCUAUCCAACUUGUCAUUUCUUGAUAUAUCUGACAAUUACAAUCUGUCUGGCCACAUUCCUCCUGAGGUUGGAAAAUUGAACAAACUUUUUCGGCUCUCUAGCGGAAGAAAUAAAUUAUUUGGCCCCAUUCCGAAAGAAAUUGGAAUGUUGACAAGCCUCUGGUAUCUUGAUUUGCAAGGAAACACUCUCUCAGGUACUAUCCCCUCUACAAUUGGCAACAUGACUAAUUUGCAACAACUUUACCUUGCUAAUAACACUCUCUCAGGCAUAAUCCCACCCUCCAUUUGGAACAUGUCUAACUUGACCCUUCUUUGGGUCAAUAAUAAUCAACUUUCCGGAUCAAUCCCUGCUUCCAUAGAUAACUUGACCAAUAUGGAUGACCUCACACUCGAUAAAAACCACCUAUCUGGAUCCAUUCCUUCCACAAUUGGAAACAUGACAAAGCUCAACAAAUUGUUUCUGCGCCACAACCAGUUUUCUGGAUCAAUUCCUGCCUCUUUAGGUAACAUGAACAAUUUGAAAGUCCUCAGCCUUCAAGACAACAACCUCUCCGGAUUUAUUCCGGCCACUAUUGGCCAGUUGCACAAACUCUACCUCCUAGAGUUGUCCUUCAAUAAACUUAGUGGCAACAUUCCACAGGCCAUUAAUAACAUUAGCAACAUUAAGUUUUUUCAAGUAGAAGAAAAUAAUCUCACCGGACACCUGCCUCCUCAAAUUUGCUCUGGUGGAUCAUUAAAGACCUUCAAUGCUGAUAACAACCAUUUCACUGGUCCAAUACCAAGUAGCUUGAAGAAUUGCUCUAGUAUCAAAAGAUUGAAGUUACAGGCUAACCACUUGGAAGGAGAUAUAGCACACGAUUUUGGAAUAUAUCCAAAUUUGAUACAUCUUGAUCUGAGUGACAAUAGAUUGUAUGGUCAAAUUUCACCAGAAUGGGGAAAAUCCGAUAAUCUCGAGAACAUGAUCCUAUCCAACAAUAACAUCACUGGUGUUAUACCGCUACAAAUUGCUGAGGCUGCCAAGUUAGGCAGGCUUCACCUUUCUUCAAAUCAUUUGACUGGAAAGAUUCCAAAAGAACUGAGGAAGAUGAAAAGCCUGUUUGAACUGAAGAUCAGCGACAAUCAUCUUUCAGGAAAUAUUCCAACAGAACUAGGAUCGUUGCAGAAUCUGGCAAUCUUGCACCUAGCAGGGAAUGAGUUGAGCGGCAACAUACCAACAGAAGUUGUGCAGUUACCCAACUUGUUGGAAUUGAACUUGAGCAACAACAAACUACAGGGAAGCAUCCCCUCUGACUUCCCCUCGUUGCAGCCUCUCGAAUCUCUUGAUCUUAGUUGGAAUUCAUUCAAUGGAACAAUACCCACAGUGCUUGGAGAGAUAAAGCAAUUGAAAUAUUUAAACCUCUCACACAAUAAUCUUUUUGGCACAAUUCCAUCUAGUUUUGAUGGUAUGUCAAGCUUAGUUUCUGUCAACAUAUCAUACAACCAGUUGGAAGGGCCACUUCCAGAUAACAAAGCCUUUCUUCAUGCUUCAUUUCAGUCACUGAAAAGUAAUAGAGGCUUGUGUGGUAAUGUCACUGGCUUGGAGUUAUGCACAACCAACAAUAACCAUAAGAGUCACAAGGUCAUGUUAUUAGUAUUACUUCUUAUCUUUGGAGUCCUAGCACUAGCACUUUGUGUGAUUGGUGUUUCAGUGUAUAUACUUUGUAGAAAAGCAAGAAAGAAAGAAGAGCCAGCUAAAGAAAUGCAACCAGAAGAAAAUUUUUCCAUUUGGAGCCAUGAUGGAAAAAUGGCGUUUGAAACUAUCAUUGAAGCUACCAAUAAUUUUGAUGACAAAUAUCUCAUUGGAAUUGGAGGGCAAGGAUCCGUUUACAAGGCUGAGUUGCCUUCAGGUAUGGUUGUUGCUGUGAAGAAACUUCAUAUGGAAUCAGAUGCAGAGGACAAGUACAAUUUGAGAGCAUUUGAGAAUGAAAUCAAAGCAUUGACAGAAAUGAGGCACCGCAACAUCAUAAAGCUAUAUGGAUUUUGCCAGCAUUCACAGUUCUCAUUUUUGGUUUAUGAGUUCUUGGAAGGUGGCAGUUUGGAUCAAGUACUUGGCAGUGAAGAGCAAGCAAGUACACUUGAUUGGGAGAGGAGGGUGAAUGUGGUUAAAGGAGUUGCAAAUGCUUUGUCAUAUAUGCAUCAUGAUUGCAAACCCCCCAUAGUUCACCGUGACAUAUCAAGCAAGAACAUUCUGUUGGACUCAGAUUAUGAAGCUCAUGUCUCUGAUUUUGGAACUGCUAAGUUUUUGAAACCAGAUUCAAAUUGGACAACACUUGCAGUCACCUAUGGCUAUGGAGCUCCAGAGCUAGCUCAGACUAUGGAAGUGACAGAGAAAUGUGAUGUAUAUAGCUUUGGAGUGCUUUGUUUGGAGAUUCUUAUGGGAAAGCAUCCAGCGGAUCUCAUAAGUUCAUUUUUGUCACCAUCAACAGCAUCAAUAACAUACAAUUUGUUAUUGGUUGAUGUCAUAGAUCAAAGGCCUCCCCAUCCUGAAAAAUCAAUCAUUGGGGGAAUAAUGUUGAUCACAAAGUGGGCACUUGAGUGCUUGAGACAAAGUCCACAAUCUCGGCCAACUAUGCAUCAAGUUUCUAAAGAGCUUAUGAUGGGGAAAUUGCCUUUACCGGAUGACCAAUUUGCUAUGAUCAGAAUUGGACAACUCAAUGAAGAAUGGGAAACUCCACUUAUGUGAUUUAUCAUUUAUGAUCUAAUCUAUUGGUUCAUAUAUAUUUCAUGUGUGUAAUCCAUCCAUAUCUCAAGCUUGUUUUCUUUCUCAGUGUGUAUAAUAUGUAUAUAUGUUGCUUAAAGUCACUUCCUUUCGUUAUGUUUGAUCUGGGCCAUCUACCCCAAUUUGGAGAUGACUCAGAGAUCAGUGGUUUGUAUCCUACCUACCAAAGGAGAUAAGCUUGUUGAGUCAGAAUGCAUGAAUAAAAGUAGAGCAAUGUCAUUUUUAACUUUAUUUUCAAUAGCAGCAGAGAAAAGCUAUUAUUUGCUGUUUUUAGUC